AUGUCCGUAUGGAACGUAACACAGAAUGCACCCUUGGACUUGAGUAGACAUGGGACUGCAUGGAAAACUGAUGUUAUUAGUACUUUGAAAUUUCAACGACGUCUUCCCUGUCAAACUUGUGGUAAAAGUUUUGACAGACCUUCCCUUUUAAAAAGACACCUGCGAACGCACACAGGCGAAAAGCCACAUGGUUGCGCAAUAUGUGGGAAGAUGUUUAGCACGAGCAGCUCAUUGAAUACUCACGUUAGGAUUCAUACUGGUGAACGUCCUCAUGAAUGUCCAAUGUGCGGAAAGCGUUUUACAGCAUCGUCGAAUUUGUAUUACCACCGCAUGACGCAUUAUAAGGAAAAACCACACAAGUGUGAUAAAUGUGGACGAUCCUUUCCAACUCCCGGUGAUUUAAGGGCUCAUGGAUAUUCUCACACCGGUAAUUGGCCCUUACGUUGUCCCGUCUGUAACAGGGGAUUUUGCAAACUUGGCGCCUUACACCAUCACAUGAAAUCACAUGGUGAUCGUUCUUAUUAUGGUUUCUACAAUCAGAAGCCUCCCGUCAUCAAUAAUUUACAAAUUCCUGAGGGUUUACAACAGCAUUCGCAUGUGUCAAAUAAUAAUCCAGCUGAUUAUAUGAGUAUACACAAUGGCAUUUCAAGCGUAGAGAUUAUCAAGUUUGAAGGCUUCAAUUGUAUGCAAUUACCUACGACAUAUCCAUGGCCUUCUCUCUCUUGGAUGCCGUUACAAUUCAAAAAUUAAUUUAUUAUAUUUUCUGCAACUAAUAAAUAAACCAAAUCUGAUGUAUUAUGAACUUCUAUAAAAGUAGUGAUUAACAGAAAAUAUACACAUUUAAUAUAUUUGUCCAUUGUGUAAAAGAAACAUGUAAUGUAAUAUAAUAAUAUGAGUAAGUAAUAUUUUUGGACUUUGUUCGUCAAUCAUUCUUCUAUCUCUUUUCCGACCUAUAUACAUACCUAUGUGUGUGUAUAGGUAUAUUUAU
Temnothorax curvispinosus is the source of this 988-nucleotide messenger RNA. RefSeq names its product zinc finger protein 239-like. NCBI's taxonomy places the organism in Eukaryota, Metazoa, Arthropoda, Insecta, Hymenoptera, Formicidae. Bases 1 to 750 code for a protein of 249 amino acids. The record is from RefSeq and is a predicted model, not a curated record. The transcript is spliced from 5 exons.